AUGAGGCCGCCCGAGCCUGAGGCAGCACUCUACGGAAAGUGUCACGUGGAGAAAGAGAGAGCGAGAGACACUCUGAAAAGGAAGCGGGACGUCGUCCGUCCAGUCCCGCGCGGCAUGGCUGCGGACGCGGCGUCCAGUUUCACCUUCUGCCGGCCCGCCGCCGAGUACCAGGUGCCGCCCAACGAGCGGAAACGGCAGCCUGGCGGCCGGACGGGGGGCAACCUGACCUGGCACGACGGACGGGGGCGCGGAGCGACAACGGAGGGAGGCCGCGCCGUCAAGCUGCUGCGGCGGCCCGGCACAGAAGCCCGGCAGUACGGUUGCGACGACAAUUACGGCGUGUACAACACCAGCCCGGCGCCGCAGAGCCGGGCCCGGCCAGCAGUGCUGUGGACGCAGCAAGACGUCUGCGGGUGGCUGAAAAAGCACUGCCCUCACAACUACCUGGUGCUGGUGGAGGUCUUCUCCCAUCACGCCAUCACAGGUCGGGCGCUGCUCCGUCUCGAUGCCGACAAGCUGAAGAGGAUGGGCCUGGUGCAGGACACGCUCAGGCGUCAGCUGCUCCAGCAGCUUCUUCAACUGCAACUUCGGGAGGAAGGUCGCAACCUGCGACUGCUCACCUCGCCUCCAGGUUUCAAUGGGAAGAGGUCGUAA
Nerophis lumbriciformis (worm pipefish) is the source of this 654-nucleotide messenger RNA. Lineage: Eukaryota; Metazoa; Chordata; Actinopteri; Syngnathiformes; Syngnathidae. The record is from RefSeq and is a predicted model, not a curated record.